AGCAUGUGAGAAAAGGCCAAGAUGCUGAUACUGAGGGGACUGCUCAGCCCACCAGACAUUCUGAUGCCAUUCAGCAAGCAUCCUCUGAAGCACCUGGCACUGACACUAGCAAAGAGGUGCUGCUGGGACCUGAUGGGGAAGAACUAUAUGAACAGAAUCUUGUUGAACUUGAGGUGCUGGCCAGGAUGGUGUUUGACUAUUUAGCCACUCACCAAGAGGCUUUCUUCAAUAACCUACUGCCUCGGGAUCCAACAAACAGAGAUGCAGCACAAUUGUAUGAUCUUUUGCUGGAAAUGUACAAGGAUGGCAAGUUAAGGCUGCUGCAGGAACGUGUAUUUGGGCCCUUGAAAGUCAGCAUGGCUCAAGCUGUCGAGCAUUGGUCAACAGACUGAUGCUGCUGUGCAUUGAAGAAACGUGAUCAUCUGCUUGGGUGGAGUAGAUGCAAAAGAAAUGUUUCCUUUAGUUUCUGAAAGGAUGACUUUAUGGAUGAAAUUAUAUUUUUAUUUCUGAA
Molecule: messenger RNA, 511 nt
Organism: Eriocheir sinensis (Chinese mitten crab)
Lineage: Eukaryota; Metazoa; Arthropoda; Malacostraca; Decapoda; Varunidae
Source: RefSeq, a predicted model, not a curated record